This is a messenger RNA of Pecten maximus, 3144 nucleotides long. RefSeq lists its product as uncharacterized. Bases 262 to 1770 code for a protein of 502 amino acids. NCBI's taxonomy places the organism in Eukaryota, Metazoa, Mollusca, Bivalvia, Pectinida, Pectinidae. The transcript has 2 exons. The record is from RefSeq and is a predicted model, not a curated record.
CACAGCGACAGUUUCCUGAACUCAUUACUUCGAAGUAUCACAGUCAUACAUUUCUCAUAAACGUAUCUGUUUUAUUCACAUGCAUGCAGUAAAGUAUUCUACAGUAUUUACGAUAUUGUCAAAAAGCAGUAAAUGCAGUAGCGGAACUGGUGAUGAUAGACUAUUCAAUAUUGUCUCUAAAGACAGAAAAUCCUGCUAAACUGUUUGCAUCCGUGGUCAUAUGUGCGCUGUUUUCAUCAGGAGCUCCACUGUGUAGGCAAUAUGCAUCGUAAAACCGUCAUCCUGUUAGGUGUCGUAGCUGUUUUGUGUAUUCUUGGACUGAUUCUUGGGCUGUAUUUCGGACUAAAAGCAUCUGAUGAUGCCAAAUUAAACAACAUAUUUCGUGAUUCCUUCAGUGUAUCCUUAGACAUCGAUACAGUUGAAAGGAGAGAACUUGGUUCUAAAAAGGUGUACCUAAAUGUCGAAUGGAAUCAUUCUAAGAAGCAAAUUAACUUUAAACAAACAGAAGUGAUUUCUUCUGACUAUGGUUUUGACUUCCAACACGUUUUCACUGUGGCAGAUGAUAAAGCGACUGUUGGUAUUUCUGGUGCGAAUUCUUCAUUGGCAUUUUGUGUCGAGGAAAUAUCUCUAUCACAGUGGUUUGGAGUUUUUCAACACAUUGUGACAGAGGAUAAUUGGCUAAGAAGUUCGCAGUCAGAUGGAUGCCCUGGGAACAUUUGGUCUACGAAACAAAACGAUAAUACCAUUACAAUAUGCACUAACGAUAACCGAUUACAAUAUGUUACGUAUCAGAGUAGUCGCGCCACAGUUACCAGUUGGACGAAAACAUUCGAAAAUGACAUCAAUAUAGCAGCGGAUGUAAUGAACGGUCCGUGCCCCAUUGCUAGUCCUGUGCAUCUAAAUUGCAGUAAUGCUGAGGAUCGACUGAAAGUCAAAAGGGAUACUGGUGUAUCGGCGGCCACAUGUUUGUUUGUGCAUGGAACUGGUCAGAGCCCCCCUGUCAGUGCUGUCCUGAGAGAUCUACCCGGUUAUUGGGGUAAUGUUAAAAGUUACACUUCGAACUGUGUUUCUCAUAAAUUCCUUCAUUAUAACAGUAAGUCCAACGGCUGGGAUGUGAACAAAUUACACCAGCAUUUUUGCGAUAUUGCCGCUCAAAACGGAAUUAUAAGUAACACAGUUUUGUUUUCACAUUCUAUGGGAAACUUAGUAAUCGCAGCAGCCCUGCACCGUAAAAAGUGUACCUUUGACAACAACACCAGUAAGUGGUUCUCCGUGCAAGGUCCGUGGAAAGGAAGUGUUGCAACCAACACUCUUCAAAAUAUUUGCAGAAAUCCUAAUUAUUUUGAGAAGUCAUUACGAUCUGUAUUGCGGUGGAAAGGGUAUUGUAAACCUACUGAAGAUGCUGAAUUCGAAGUCUACACGACACUUAAAACAAAUUACGUGUCGUCUACCGGUAUUCGUUUUGAAGAUCUAGUAAACGUGGGCAGGAAAUAUGUAACCGGCGUGAUGUGUGGAACAAGCAGUUGGGGACAGGGCAGUGAUAACAUAGAUGAUUACAUAGAGAGCACUGCACUUUGGGCAAUGCAGAAAUAUAGCGAGCUGGGAAAACCCAAUGAUGGAAUGGUUGCGUUCGAUAGCUGCAAACUGAGGACGAAUGUAGUCUUCGGAACCGGAAGCUCCAAUCGAUAUUAUAAAAACAAAUUUAACCACGCAGACGGGACAUGCAGGCAUGGUGGAUGUCCUUGUAAGUGGUAUGAACAUAUGCAUUGAUUAGUUGCAUCUUUUGUUACAAAAAAGAGUUGUGGGUGGUUGGACAUUUGAGACAUCAGUGAUAACGCACCUAUGUUGACACGUUAAACGGGGAAACCGAAAAAUCAAUAAGUCACACAAUUGCUCGCACUACCUGCUACAGACACGUGUGAGCAUAACGCCAUGUUAUUUUUCUUCGAUAUGCCUGAUCCACAUGAGCUUGAUAUGUUCUCCUGAAACUUGCAUUUUACGCAUGUUUUUUUUCCGAAAUAAAAAGGCGGGUUAACAAAUUAAAUAUAGAAACAAGACCCGUGGAUAGCCAUGAUACAUUUACAAUUGAUCAAGUGACUUUCAUCCCAUUGCACUAGAAAAGUGAUUAACAGGCCUGUGAAAUAUCACUGGAUUUGCUAUUUACAUGGACUUUAAAUGAUCUUCCGUGUUGCAUGGUAGCGGAGAUUGUUGUGGUGUUAUUCAUGUAAAUGAGACUUUAUGGAAAUGUGCACUUUUAGAGACCUUUUGUCGGCGAUUUGUCACGCUCUGUUGACUAGAGAUAUAUAGGAUAGCAUAUAACACAGCACCCGUACACCUGCUCAACAUGAAGGAAAACUGAGUCGCCAGCGACACUGAUACAUCUAGAUCUUUGCACGGAUCUGAUACGAUAACAUCUACAUACAAUGUAAAUGGGAUUUCCUACUUUGCGUAUUCCAAGAAAACGUUAACACGAAAUAGAAUAGUUAAGGACUAUUGGACUUACUAAUGUCAGCCAUAUUGGGGUUACAUGUAGAAGGACUAAAAACUCUUCAAAAAUUACUGAUAAAAAACAAAAAUGCACUCAAUGUCUAUGGUAUGAUAUAAAACACAUAUUUACUAUACCAAGAAAUUCAUAAAUGUGAAAAUUAAAUUAAAAACUGACUUUGAAGUGGAUUCCAGAAAUGUUUCAAAAUCUCAGACACCACCACAUGUUAAAAUCUGAUUUAUCAAUAUUCAUAUUCUGACAUCUUCCACCUAUGCAUAUUUACAAAUGAAAUGUAAUUACGCUUCCGUAUAUUAGCAUUUCAGUCAUAAAUUUCAACCAAGGGUCAAGUCAAAAUGGCUUCACUGAGAAGCCAUGUUGCUUACAUAAAAGUAGUUCCAACUAGUAGAAUGCAAAAAAUGCAUAGGAGUUAUUCCCCUUGACAUGUUUUAUCUCAUUUCUUUUACAAUUUUGAAUGCUUUUAGGCAAAAAAAAUUAAUGUAUUGUUUCUGAGGAACACUUUUCCACAAAGGAUGAGGGAGGGAGGUAUUUUUUCAUCCCUGAAAAUGUGAUGAUGAUGGAAGGAUUUUUGUUAUUAUUAUUUUCUUUCCACACAUGUAUACGGUAUAUGAAAUGAAUAAUAAAAAUCAUGUAUUCUCCAA